GCAGGGCCUGUCUGCGGCUGCGCGCGCGCGCAGAUCCCCCUGCUUCUGGGAUCUGGGUGGACUUCCAGGGGACCAGAGUUGGGAGCCUGUGGUGUGUUCGCUGGGCGGUGCGGGGGCCGCGAUCGGAGGGCCCGGCGACAUCUGAAGGUCCAGGCCGCCUUUGCCCAGAGGGUGCGGCCGGGAGUGAUGGUGCCCCUCGGGGAGAGGAGCAAUGACCCUGUGCUGCCGGACCCGCCCCAGGGGCCCCUGCACGUGGCCCGCGCCCGCGCUUCGUUCCCCUGGAAGGAGCUGGCGCUGUUCUGGGAGGGCGAGGACACGCUGCGCUUCAAGAAAACCAUCUUCUCGGCUCUGGAGAACGACCCCCUCUUCGCCCAUCCCCGCGGCAGCCGGCUCUCCGUGGAGAAGUACCAGGAGCUGAGCUUCCUGCGCUGUAAGAGGGUCUUCGAGUACGACUUCCUCCCCUUGGGGGACAUGCUGGGCAGCCUGCCGAAGGUCCUGGCGCUGGUUGAAUGCCUGGGCAUGUACGACUGGUCCCUGGCCACCAAGUUCUUCCUGCACGUGCUGACUUUUGGAUCCGCGAUUUACAGCUCCGGUUCUGAACGACACUUCAAAUACCUUCCAAAGAUCUUCAGUUUGGAGAUUUUUGGAUGUUUUGCUCUGACGGAAGUGAGUCAUGGGAGUAACACCAAGAGCAUGCGGACGACCGCUCACUACGACCCCACCACCCAGGAAUUCAUCAUCCAUUCCCCCGAUUUCGAAGCCGCCAAGUUCUGGGUUGGCAACAUGGGCAAGACCGCCACCCACGCAGUGGUGUUUGCUCAGCUGUACACGCCGGGGGGCCGGUGCCACGGGCUGCACCCCUUUCUCGUGCAGAUUCGGGACCCGAAGACCCUUCUUCCCAUGCCAGGAGUGAUGGUCGGCGAUAUCGGGAAGAAGCUGGGGCAGAACGGCCUGGACAACGGGUUCGCCAUGUUCCACAAGGUCAGGAUUCCGCGCCAGGACCUGCUGAACCGCUCGGGAGACGUCACCCCUGAGGGCGCCUACGUCACCCACGUCAAGGACGUGGGGCAGCGCUUCAGCGAGUCCCUGGGCAGCCUGUCGGCCAACCGGGUCGCCAUCGUGGGCAUAUCCGUCGUGAACCUGAAGCUGGCCGUGUCCAUCGCUCUGCGCUUCUCAGCCACCAGGCGUCAGUUUGGGCCGACGGACAAGGAGGAAGUCCCAGUGCUGGAGUACCCGCUGCAGCAAUGGCGCUUACUGCCAUACCUGGCCGCCGCCUACGCCUUGGACCACUUUUCCAAAUCGCUCUUCCUGGAUCUGGGGGAGCUUCAGCAAGGCCUCCUGGGGAAAGACCGGAGCGUCAGGCAGGCAGAGCUGGGACGCGAGAUCCAUGCCUUGUCAUCGGCCGGCAAGGCCCUGGCCUCGUGGACGGCCCAGCGGGGGAUCCAGGAGUGCCGCGAGGCGUGUGGAGGACACGGCUACCUGGCCAUGAACCGUCUGGGCGACCUCAGAGACGACAAUGACCCCAACUGCACGUACGAAGGCGACAACAACGUGCUGCUGCAGCAGACCAGCAACUACCUGCUUGGCCUGCUGGCUCGCCGGGACCAAGGCGGUGCCCGCAUCGAGAGCCCCCUGAAGACCGUGGACUUCCUGGACGCCUAUCCAGACAUCCUUGGCAGGAGGUUCGAGGGCUCCAGCCCCGAGGACUUGUUGGACUCCUCAGUCCCGCUGGCGGCAUACGAGUGGCUGGUCUGCUACCUGCUCAGGGAGAGCUACCAGAGGCUCAGUCAGGAGAAACGCUCAGGAAGAAGCGACUUCGAAGCCAGAAACAACUGCCAGGUGUACCACUGCCGGCCCUUGGCCCUGGCGUUCCUGGAGCUCACGGUCGUGCGCAGGUUCCACGAGUACGCGCACCAGCCCCGCGUGCCGCCCCCGCUGCGGGCCGUGCUCCGGCGGCUCAGCGCCCUCUACGCCGUGUGGUCCCUGGGCCAGCACACCGCCCUGCUAUACCGAGGUGGAUACUGCUCCGGUGAGCGUGCGGGCAAAGCGAUGGAGAGCGCAGUCCUGGCCCUGUGUGCGCAGCUGAAAGAUGAUGCUGUUGCCCUGGUGGACGUCAUCGCCCCUCCGGACUUCAUCCUGGACUCACCGAUUGGCAGAGCCGACGGCGAGGAGGUCUCCUCUGGCUUCUGGGUGAAGCGUCCCCCCUCGUCCCCUGGCAGCUCUAUAAGAACCUCUGGACUGCCGUCCUUCAGGGAAACAAGGUGCUGGAGAGGGCAUCAUGGUGGUCGGAAUUCGCGGUCAACAAGCCUGUCAUAGGAAGUUUGAAAUCAAAGCUGUAGUCGCACCAGCUAAAUCUGGCGAAGCCGUGAGGACCUGGACCUCAGGUUCACUUCUGGAAGCCCCAGACCCGCAGUUCUACCUGGCAGCUUGUCCUGUUGAGUCCAGGGCUGGACCGGCUUAUCCUGGCCUGGCCCCCGCCUGCUGCCCCGAGUCCUAGCAGGACGGUAACCUCCAAAGGGUAGGACCGAUUGGGGUCAUCCUGAUUUGCUGGGUGAAAACAAAGUUUAUACAUAGGAUCAUGUCUUCCUGAGAGACUGAACACUUUUGGAUGAUUAGAGCUUUAGCAUAAUUCUGUUUUUAUAUGCUGAUUUUGAAGCUGACUGCUUGUAAUCUGGGAUUUUUCUGGCCAGGUGAUCUUUUGCCUUCAUCUGAGAUUUCUUCCAAGGCUUUGCUUCACUAAGCUCUGAACGAUGCCAAUCCGACUCUUUGUUCACCCUGGUUUGACUUUCUCACGUCAUUAAAUUAUAUCAUAACUUUACUAAUUUGCACCGUGGACCACCCGAAUGGCAUAGCUGAAGAUUUUGAAGGAAAAUAAAAUCAGUUUUCUUAC
Messenger RNA from Cervus elaphus (red deer), 2890 nucleotides. It is a transcript of the gene ACOX3, whose product is annotated as acyl-CoA oxidase 3, pristanoyl. Gene Ontology annotation, biological process: fatty acid beta-oxidation using acyl-CoA oxidase; lipid homeostasis. Gene Ontology annotation, molecular function: FAD binding; fatty acid binding; pristanoyl-CoA oxidase activity. The coding region runs from base 187 to 2316 and encodes 709 amino acids. Gene Ontology annotation, cellular component: peroxisome. NCBI's taxonomy places the organism in Eukaryota, Metazoa, Chordata, Mammalia, Artiodactyla, Cervidae. The transcript has 19 exons. The record is from RefSeq and is a predicted model, not a curated record.